This is a messenger RNA of Didymodactylos carnosus, 1125 nucleotides long. Lineage: Eukaryota; Metazoa; Rotifera; Eurotatoria; Philodinida; Philodinidae. The record is from the annotation of a GenBank genome assembly.
AUGACGUUGUUUUGUGUUGAAACGGGUGACACUGUUUGUCAAACAGUACCUUGUUUACCGUCUCUAAUCAAAUGCAAUAGAAUAACAGUCAAAGAUGAUAAUAACAAUAAUAUCCAACGACCACCGAAAGAAGAUGACGAUGUGAGAAGUCUGAUGUCUGCUCUUGGUCUGAAAUUAAAGCAGCAACAGAAACCAGUCGUAACCUCGUCAGUACCAGUCAUUCCAGUCACAUUACCUAUCACUUCAUUCAAAUGUCGAAUUCGAAAAAAAAUCUCAGACAGAAAGAAUGAAGCCAUGCCUCUAUGCCUGUUGAGUUUGAAAAAAUAUGACGUUCGAGAACCAAUUUAUUAUGUUGUGACGGACUUGAAAAAGAUACCCAUUGUGAAACAUUAUGAGAAAUAUUGCGUUGUCGAUAGUUUAGAAAUAUCCAAUACACAAGCAAAAAGAUCCGUAGAGAAGAAUUCAAGAAAACUUGUUUAUUCUUCACAACGUCCAGAUGUUCUAAGACCUAAAUAUAAAAAAGAUGCUGGAUUGAAUAAACGUCUAGAAAAUUGUUCCGUUUCAGAAAACAUCAGAUUAAGAGGAUGUGAAGUUGUUUUACAAAGAUUAAAACGAAGUUAUGUGGAAUAUUUAAUAGAAACUCAACAGGUCGAAUAUAAACAAAUAUCAUCUUCACCUGUGAUAAAAUCGAAAACAGCAAUAACUACCACAACAGUGAAAAAACCUCGAUCUAGAACUAAGAAAUGGCUUCCCAGACGAUCACCUUCGCCUUUGAAUGAAAAUAAACCACAAUCAUCACUACCGACAACUAAACGAAAAAUGCUCAUACCCAAAUCGCCAUGUGAUUUAACCGAAUUGACCAGUUCCAACAUAAGAAAACGUCGAAAAACGAUUAGUAUCGACAAGAGUGAUUAUCUUACUGAGGAUGUGGCUAAAGCGCCGUUGUUACAAACACCACGUCCUGUAGAAUUUGAUAGUAUCUGCUUAAAAUGUUUGCAACAACCUGCAAUGAAAGGGGGACUAUUGAAUAUUUUCAUUACUUAUUAUCAAGAAUUAAAAGAACAGCAAGAACAAAUGGUGGUUAUUAGCGACGAUGACGAUGAGGAUAUAAUAUGUCUCGACUAA